Anarrhichthys ocellatus (wolf-eel) is the source of this 2705-nucleotide messenger RNA. Its product is annotated as cortexin-1-like. The record is from RefSeq and is a predicted model, not a curated record. NCBI's taxonomy places the organism in Eukaryota, Metazoa, Chordata, Actinopteri, Perciformes, Anarhichadidae.
AUGUGGACCCAAAUACAGGAGACUACAGGAAACAGGACUUCAGAGUAAUGACUUUAAUUCAAGGUUCAGUGCAGGCAAGGCAGAACUGAACACAACAAAAAACAGGACUUAAACACAAAUUGACGUGACGAGGAUGAAGUGCAGGUGGAGAAGCUUCGGUGAAGCGAAUGAGGUUAAUAGGCAAGAGAACAGGCAGGGAGCUGAUUGGCUGGGAUGAACUAACUAGGCUUAUUCAGAGCAGGUGUGUAGAUAGGCAGGAGAGAAGGAUUAAUGAGGGACAGGUGAUACCAAUCAGGGCAGGGCAGACAAUCAAAACUGGCGGGAAAACACAAAGGCAGGAAGUGAAGUGAUUUGAAACUAGAGGAGAGGUGAGUAACCAAAUUAAACAGGAAACACAAAACCUGACAGAAUCAAACAAAGGAAGAACAUGACUGAGGAGCAGGGCAGAUUCGGGUGGAGCUGCGGUCACUCCCUGGUUGCUCGGCUUAACGAGGAACAUCUGAUGACACUACGUCCUGUUAACGACGCUCUGUCAUGUCUGCCGAAGAGCCCUGUCAACAGAAUCUGCAUUCAGUAGACUGAAGAUCAAACUGGAUGAAGCCACUUUUCAUUUAUGACUGACAAUUAACAACCUUCUCAGAAUCUUCGUUUUCUACCUCUUGUUGCUGCUCGACUUGUCAAGAGAGGCAGUUUCUGAGGACCUGUUUUAACACCACAAAGGUGAUGCACUGUUUUAUAGUCAGGGCCAUUGAUCCACUGACCUCCUGAUUGAAUUACACACACACACACACACACACACACACACCUGGUGUUGCUGGCAGAUGCUUUAAAUGGCCUUGUGUCUGGCUCAGGUUCAGUGACACAACACCCAGACACACACUUACACAGUUAUACCCAAUUGGGUGUUAGAAGUCCAUCUGAACACUAUUAACUCCCAUUGAGAACACCGACCUUGACUGUGAUCAGACACGUGUUGGUGUGUUUGCAUUUGCAGGAGGCAGUAUCACGUCCUGCCGGCUCCGAUUGAGAGUGAGAAUGAGAGCUGAUGUGGCAGAGUGGCCCUGAUAAACACUCUAAAAACAUUAGCGCCUUAAGGUCGGUCACUCGAAUAAGAAAGAAAAGCUCUGCAGUCUUCUUACUUGUAAACUACCUGCUGACUACUACACUACUACUACUACAUGCUCUUCACCCAACAAACAGAGAAUACAAUAUACAACUUGUUAAGUUAUUAAGCAUUGUAAUCAAACUCCCCAAUCUCCAGUUUGGCCUUUCCUUCUGCGCCACCCCUCAUGAACAACUUCUCAUCCUUCUCCGCACCUCCUCCCAAUACACCAACCAUCAGUCAGUCGGUGUGUAAGCCCUGCCUGCGGGCCUCUUGGAGAAUGAACAAUGUGCCUACACUUGACUACGAGUUGCUGCUGUCCCCGACCAGCUCCUCCCUCCCCGGCAGUCCUGGCGGUGGCAGCAGCAGCCCCCCUCUCUCCUUGGUUGGCGCGGACAAUGAGCAGCGCACCGCCUUGGCCUUCGUAGGCCUCCUCAUGCUCUUCCUGGUCUUCCUGCUGGUCAGGUGCUUCAGGAUCCUGCUGGACCCCUAUAGCCGCAUGCCUGCAUCAUCCUGGACUGACCACAAGGAGGGGCUGGAGAGGGGCCAGUUUGAUUAUGCACUGGUGUAGGUUGAUGUGGAAAGGGGAAUGUUUCAUUGCACAUAGACGGGAUAUUUAAAACCAAUUUAGAUGUGGAAAUGGACUGUACAAAUUCAUAAUAUUGUGAAUGCACUCUUUACAGGAGGGUGUGCCUAAUGCUGGUGUAUGCCAGGUUUUUAUUACUGUAUUGCAGCUUGUCUACUGAUGUAAAUAUGAGGCUGCAGGAAGCUAUGUAAGCAUAACAAGUCUGGUUCAGUAACAGACACACAGACCACUGGAAUCCCUGCAAGCCAAGCACCCAAAUGUUGAACCAUGAAGGACAGAAAUAAUGAGCUGCACAGCUGCCUUAACCUGACCUACUGUACCCAUUGAACAUGUUAUGUCACACUACAACAUCAUCUUUGGGCUAGGUUUUCCAAACUCCAGAGCUUGCCAGCAUUAAAACACAAUAUGAUUUUGAGAAGAUCACCUUUGCUCACCACAUAGUUUGAUUUCUGAUGAGAACACUCGACAUACAGAACACGAGCAGAACUUAAAUGAAGGAGUUUACACUAAAGCAGAUGCCCCUUUAACAAACCUAAAACCUUAUUAAAGUGUUAAGUGCUGAUCAAGGACCACAAAUUCACACUUUUCUUUUUUACUUUGGACACUGAUCCUGGAGCAGAACUGCAGUUUCAGAUGCUUUUUAAGAAGCAGGUAGUUUGAGUCUCCAUAAAAUGUUAUCCAUGUAUAUGUUUUGUGUGUUAGUGUCUAUAACUGAAAAGCCAUAUUGAAACUAUAAUCUCUUAUUACAGCAAGUAGAGUUUAUGUUCACUGGUUGCGUAUUUUGCUUUAGUCAGCCUGCCAAGUGUGGUGACGGAGCAAACGGCAACCUUUAGGCAAAAGAAAGCUUUAUUUUUCUAUUCUUGACUCAAGUUUGGGAGUCUCCUUUCUGCCAUCUUCCUACUUCCUGUAUCAAUCUUUAGACUGUGGAUUUUUGAGGUAGUCAUGCAGCCACAGCGUAGAGAGGCAAAGCAGGUAGCUUUGCUAUUCUUGUGUUUUGUAAUUAAAUAUUUUUCUGAC